Molecule: messenger RNA, 9414 nt
Organism: Platichthys flesus (European flounder)
Lineage: Eukaryota; Metazoa; Chordata; Actinopteri; Pleuronectiformes; Pleuronectidae
Product: GRIP and coiled-coil domain-containing protein 2-like
Exons: 89
Coding region: 45-7871 (2608 amino acids)
Molecular function (GO): protein binding
Source: RefSeq, a predicted model, not a curated record
UGCUGAUGGAAGGAAACGUUUUAUGAAAGAAGACACCAAGUGCAAUGGCAGGAGGCUCUCACCUAGUUUGGCUUCCCCUGCUUCUCUCAGGUGUCUUUGAAGCUUCUGACAGCAGAUAUGUUCAUACGGAUAUGAACAAAACAUUUAUCAGCAAUGCCGAUGUGGCUUCUUUCCUUGGCAAGAUCCCAAUAACAUUACCGGAAGGAAUUAAUCCUGACAAUAUACAUUUCACAUCAGUGAACAUAGCAAGCUGUACUGAUAUGGAGGAACAGAUUAAUUUGCUGAACAAGCAGCUUAAGGAGGCAACAUUCCACAGCAGCCAACAAGACGAAGAAGCCUUUGGGUUGAGGAUGGACGUCAGGCUGCUGAAGAAGCAGCUUGCUACAUGCAGUUCAUCCGCCUCAACUGUUACUGGCCCUUAUCAAACCCAGCUAUACGAUCAAAUGAAACUGCUGCUGGAGACGUCUGACAGUGAUGCUUUUCUGAAUCUAAAAGUCAUUGCACUAACCAGGGAGGUAACAGGAUUACAGAGGAGGAUCGAACUGGCUGCUAAUUCUACUGAAACUGAAAUCAUGGGGCUACGCAAUGAGCUGCAAGUGAAGAUGAAGGAUCUCCACGCUAAGAAGCAGCAAAUGGAAAGACGUUUCUCAAACUCAGAACUCAUUCUUCAGAUCAUCUCACUGCAAAAUCAGAUCUGGGAUUUAAGAGUUGAAGAGUUGAGAAGAGGAGAAACUGUUCUUCAGCAGGACAGUAGAAUUGCUGCUCUACAGAAACAACUGGAGAUGAAGCUCAGGGAUCUGCGACAACAAGGAGAUGCCAGUUCAGACUUGCUGGAGUUCAUAUCUGUGCACAGUGGGAUUGCCCUGAUACAGAGACUCAUCAAUGUCCACAUUGCGAAAUCCAGAGCUAAUUAUGCUGAUUACCAGAUGCAAAUGAAACAAAAGAAUGAGCUCCUGACAAAGAAGAUUUUACGCUUGAAUCGUGAGGAGAGUAACAAAGAACUAACAAGGGAAAUUUUGAGUCUGCAGGAUGAACUGGCGAUUCUCACACAGAUGAUGUCCGACGCCAAAACUGAUCAUAGACUUACAAGCCUGAGAGUUAUUCUGGAACAGGGGAACAGACAAAAAGGACACUUACAGAAAAAACUAUUGGAGACGGAUUUUAGAGAGGCUCAACUGAUCAUGAAGAUCAUCGACAUGAUGAGAGAGGUGAGAGAUCAGCAGAGGGAUGGGCAACAGCAGUCAACAUCAACAAGCCAAACCACUGUUCUGACCCAGCUUCGAAGGGAAUAUGCAAAAUCUCAGGCUGACAUAAAGGAGCUGCAGCGGCUGGUGCAAGAGAAGAGUGAAAAAUGCUCUGGACGUGAGGAGAGAUACUCACACUUAAAGACUGAAUUUGAACAGAAGAUUGCAGAACUCAAUAGAACUGGAGACUCCAGAGCAGCAAUCAUUUUGAAUGUGAUAAACCUGCAUGGUGAGCUGACAGCUCUGAUGAAAUCGAUCUCGAUCACAAAACACCCAGACAGGCUCAGAGAUCUGUACAGGCAAGUGGAGGAGAAAGAAGAGGAAUUUCACGCCAAGACGGCAGACAUGAAGAGAUUGAUUGCCAACCACAACCUAAUUCUGUCAAUCAAUCAGCUGCAGCAGGAAAUCUGGGACCUGCAGGAAAGGGGGCUCAAUGAAAUGACAAGCAACGAGGAAAGAGAGUUGCAAACCAGAGUAGAUGGCCUCAUCAGGGAAAUAAACAACAAAGGCGAUGGAAGCAUCAAACUGAUGCUGAAAAUCAUGACGCUGCAGAGUCAGGUGAAGCAUCUGCAGAAACAGCUUUUAGACCACCACACAGUCAAAAACGUCACGGUAGCCCAGCUUGAAAAGGAUCUUUCUACCAAAGAGAAGGAGCUGAAGAAAUCCAUUGAUGAGCUGACCUUGGAGAAUCAGGCCAACGCCCAAUUGAUUGUGACCAUCACUGAUCUCAACAACCGUCUCAGAAAACUACAACAAGAAACGCAAAGCGGGGGCCUAAUAACUUCUGCAACAAUUACUAAGCUAAAGAAGCAACUGAAGAUAAAAGAAGAGGAGCACCUUCGGGAUCAGGUUGAGAUUACAGCUCUGCAGAAUGAACUGAACCAGACGACGGCACAGUGUUCCAGCUUUGGGAAGAAAAUCCAAGAGCUGCAGACUGAUCUGGAUGAGAAGCUGAAGAAACUUCAGACUGAAUCGGACAGCGUCACUUCACUUGCUCUUCAAGUUUCUACAAUAACCCUGCAACAGGAGGAGUUAAAGAGACAACUCCAAAACACUGAUUCUGAAGCCAAGAUACAAGAGCUUCAAAAACAAAUACAGGAAAAGAACAACAAGUUGGCCGAAAAAACAGAGGAGCUGAAAGCAAGAAGUGCUCAACCCGAAAGAUUUCUCCAUAUUAUCUCAGUACAAACAAAGAUAUCAGAGUUAGUGAAAACGGCAGCAAACAACACAGAUUACAGUAAAAUUAGAGCACUCCAGGAUUAUUUGAACGAACUGAUCGAAGGAAUUCAAGAUGAAAGCAAUGAAAAUACCCAACUGCUCUUUAAGGUUUUGACUCUUCAAGAGGAAGUAGCACGACUGAAGAAGCAGGAAAACAGUCAGUCAGAAGCUCAGUUCAAGAAAAUUAAAGAUCUGGAGAACGAAUUGGAGGACAUCAGAAGUCAGAUAGCAGAAAAGACUCUUUUGCUGGACUCCAGGGAUUUGAACUUUUCUAAUCAGUCGGCUCAAAUUAUGGAACUUCACCAAAAAAUCAAACCACUGGAAGAUGAAAUAUCAGACCUCAAAAGCCAACAUGCUGAGAACGUUGCAGAGCUUCAAGCGAGACUGAGUUUGACAAAGAGACAACUGCAAGACAGCGAACUUCGACUCAAGGAUGCAGACGCAAAGAACUUUAAAUCGAUGAUGGAUAUCAUUGAUCUGAGGGAUCAGCUGACAAAGGCUCAGAAACAGGCAUCAAAAGCUGUUGGAAAAAAUAUUAAUGUAUUGGAACAACAACUUCAAACACAACAAAGAGAGAAUAAAAAACUGGAAAACUCAAACAGAGACUUAAAACAAACGUUGAAAGAACUGAAGAUGUGCUGCAACGAUCAGAACACCCUCUGUGAAGAGCGACAGACACAACUGCAGGUGUGCCAGCAGGAUAUGGAUCGUCUGGAGCAACAGCUGCAAGAGAGGGAUGCCCACCUCAAACAGCUGCAGCAGGAAAAUCUGAUCUUAGAGGACCAACUACAACAGUCCCAGCAGAAGGUUAAAGACCUACAGCAGCAGCUGCCUGCGAAGGACGCCAUGCUGAACCAGCUGCAACAGGAGCUAGAAGAGAAGGCCACAGAGAAUAAGAGGAUGCAGGACAAAUGCAGCAGUAUUGGCUCUGGAUAUGAAGAGAGAUACUCACAAUUAAAAUCUGAAUUUGAACAGAAGAUUGCAAAACUCAAUAGAACUGGAAACUCCAAAGCGGCAAUCAUUUUGAAUGUGAUAAACCUGCAUGAUGAGCGGACAACUCUGAGGGAUUUGAUCUCAACGACAAAACACCCAGACAGGCUCAGAGAUCUGCAGAGGCAGCUGGAGGAGAAGGAAGAGGAAUUAAACUCAAAGACUGCAGACAUGAAGAGAUUGAUUGCCAACCCCAACCUAAUUCUGUCAAUCAUUGAGCUGCAGCAGGAAAUCUGGGACCUGCAGCAAAGGGGGAUCAAUGGAACCACAAGGAACAAGGAAAGAGUUAAUACUUCUUUCCCAGAGUUGCAAACCACAGUAGAUGGCCUCAUCAGGGAAAUAAACAACAAAGGCGAUGGAAGCAUCAAACUGAUGCUGAAAAUCAUAACGCUGCAGAGUCAGGUGAAGCAUCUGCAGAAACAGCUUUUAGACCACCACACCGUAAAAGACGCUACGGUAGCCCAGCUUGAAAAGGAUCUUUCUACCAAAGAGAAGGAGCUGAAGAAAUCCAUUGAUGAGCUGACCGUGGAGAAUCAGGCCAACGCCCAAUUGAUUGUGACCAUCACUGAUCUCAACAACCGUCUCAGAAAACUACAACAAGAAACGCAAAGCGGGGGCCAAACAACUUCUGCAACAAUUACUAAGCUAAAGAAGCAACUGAAGAUAAAAGAAGAGGAGCACCUUCGGGAUCAGGUUGAGAUUACAGCUCUGCAGAAUGAACUGAACCAGACGACGGCACAGUGUUCCAGCUUUGGGAAGAAAAUCCAAGAGCUGCAGACUGAGCUUGAUGAGAAGCUGAAGAAACUUCAGAAUGAAUCGGACAGCGUCACUUCACUUGCUCUUCAAGUUUCUACAAUAACCCUGCAACAGGAGGAGUUAAAGAGACAACUCCAAAACACUGAUUCUGAACCCAAGAUACAAGAGCUUCAAAAACAAAUAGAGGAAAAGAACAACAAGUUGGCCGAAAAAACAGAGGAGCUGAAAGCAAGAAGCGCUCAACCCCAAAGAUUUCUCCAUAUUAUCUCAGUACAAACAGAGAUAGUAAAGUUAGUGAACAUGGCAGCAAACAACACAGAUUACAGUAAAAUUAGAGCACUCCAGGGCCAGUUGAAUGAUCUGAUCGAUGGAAUUCAAGACGAAAACAAUGAAAAUACCCAACUGCUCUUUAAGGUUUUGACUCUUCAAGAGGAAGUAGCACGACUGAAGAAGCAGGAAAACAGUCAGUCAGAAUCUCAGUUCAAGAAAAUUAAAGAUCUGGAGAACGAAUUGGAGGACAUCAGAAGUCAGAUAGCAGAAAAGACUCUUUUGCUGGACUCCAGGGAUUUGAACUUUUCUAAUCUGUCGGCUCAAAUUAGGGAACUUCGCCAAAAAAUCAAACCACUGGAAGAUGAAAUAUCAGACCUCAAAAGCCAACAUGCUGAGAACUUUGCAGAGCUUCAAGCGAGACUGAGUUUGACAAAGAGACAACUGCAAGACAGCGAACUUCGACUCAAGGAUGCAGACGCAAAGAACUUUAAAUCGAUGAUGGAUAUCAUUGAUCUGAGGGAUCAGCUGACAAAGGCUCAGAAACAAGCAUCAAAAGCUGCUGGAAAAAAUAUUAAUGUCUUAAAGGACCAACUGCAACAAUCCCAGCAGAAGGUUAGAGACCUACAGCAGCAGCUGCCUGUGAAGGACGCCAUGCUGAACCGGCUGCAACAGGAGCUAGAUGAGAAGGCCACAGAGAAUAAGAGGAUGCAGGACAAAUGCAGCAGUAUUGGCUCUGGAUAUGAAGAGAGAUACUCACAAUUAAAAUCUGAAUUUGAACAGAAGAUUGCAAAACUCAAUAGAACUGGAGACUCCAAAGCGGCAAUCAUUUUGAAUGUGAUAAACCUGCAUGAUGAGCGGACAACUCUGAGGGAUUUGAUCUCAACGACAAAACACCCAGACAGGCUCUCAGAUCUGCAGAGGCAGCUGGAGGAGAAGGAAGAGGAAUUAAACUCAAAGACUGCAGACAUGAAGAGAUUGAUUGCCAACCCCAACCUAAUUCUGUCAAUCAUUGAGCUGCAGCAGGAAAUCUGGGACCUGCAGCAAAGGGGGAUCAAUGGAACCACAAGGAACGAGGAAAGAGAGUUGCAAACCACAGUAGAUGGCCUCAUCAGGGAAAUAAACAACAAAGGCGAUGGAAGCAUCAAACUGAUGCUGAAAAUCAUAACGCUGCAGAGUCAGGUGAAGCAGCUGCGGAAACAGCUUUUAGACCACCACACGGUAAAAGACGCUACGGUAGCCCAGCUUGAAAAGGAUCUUUCUACCAAAGAGAAGGAGCUGAAGAAAUCCAUUGAUGAGCUGACCGUGGAGAAUCAGGCCAACGCCCAAUUGAUUGUGACCAUCACUGAUCUCAACAACCGUCUCAGAAAACUACAACAAGAAACGCAAAGCGAGGGCCAAACAACUUCUGCAACAAUUACUAAGCUAAAGAAGCAACUGAAGAUAAAAGAAGAGGAGCACCUUCGGGAUCAGGUUGAGAUUACAGCUCUGCAGAAUGAACUGAACCAGACGACGGCACAGUGUUCCAGCUUUGGGAAGAAAAUCCAAGAGCUGCAGACUGAGCUUGAUGAGAAGCUGAAGAAACUUCAGAAUGAAUCGGACAGCGUCACUUCACUUGCUCUUCAAGUUUCUACAAUAACCCUGCAACAGGAGGAGUUAAAGAGACAACUCCAAAACACUGAUUCUGAACCCAAGAUACAAGAGCUUCAAAAACAAAUAGAGGAAAAGAACAACAAGUUGGCCGAAAAAACAGAGGAGCUGAAAGCAAGAAGCGCUCAACCCCAAAGAUUUCUCCAUAUUAUCUCAGUACAAACAGAGAUAGUAAAGUUAGUGAACACGGCAGCAAACAACACAGAUUACAGUAAAAUUAGAGCACUCCAGGGCCAGUUGAAUGAUCUGAUCGAUGGAAUUCAAGACGAAAACAAUGAAAAUACCCAACUGCUCUUUAAGGUUUUGACUCUUCAAGAGGAAGUAGCACGACUGAAGAAGCAGGAAAACAGUCAGUCAGAAGCUCAGUUAAAGAAAAUUAAAGAUCUGGAGAACGAAUUGGAGGACAUCAGAAGUCAGAUAGCAGAAAAGACUCUUUUGCUGGACUCCAGGGAUUUGAACUUUUCUAAUCUGUCGGCUCAAAUUAGGGAACUUCGCCAAAAAAUCAAACCACUGGAAGAUGAAAUAUCAGACCUCAAAAGCCAACAUGCUGAGAACUUUGCAGAGCUUCAAGCGAGACUGAGUUUGACAAAGAGACAACUGCAAGACAGCGAACUUCGACUCAAGGAUGCAGACGCAAAGAACUUUAAAUCGAUGAUGGAUAUCAUUGAUCUGAGGGAUCAGCUGACAAAGGCUCAGAAACAAGCAUCAAAAGCUGCUGGAAAAAAUAUUAAUGUAUUGGAACAACAACUUCAAACACAACAAAGAGAGAAUAAAAAACUGGAAAACUCAAACAGAGAGCGACAGACACAACUGCAGGUGUGCCAGCAGGAUAUGGAUCGUCUGGGGCAACAGCUGCAAGAGAGGGAUGCCCGCCUCAUACAGCUGCAGCAGGAGUCGGAGGAGCAGGCGAGGCAGUCUAACAGACGGCAGCAGCAGGAAAAUCAGAUCUUAGAGGACCAACUGCAACAGUCCCAGCAGAAGCUUAAAGACCUACAGCAGCAGCUGCCUGCGAAGGACGCCAUGCUGAACCAGCUGCAACAGAAGCUAGAAGAGAAGGCCACAGAGAAUAAGAGGAUGCAGGACAAAUACAGCAACCUGCAAAACGAGAAAAACGAACUUGCAGAGAAGGUGCAAGGUCUUCAAAACCAGCUCAGUAAUGUGGAGGAUAAGACGAUCCAUACCAGGAAGAGUACUUUUGAUCCGAACACAGCAAACCCGAGAAUAGUGCUGUCUGCAGAUCAUACUGAGAUGUCCACUACUGAAGAAGUACAAAACGUCCAGGACCACCCAGGCCGCUUUGAUGUGGUCCUUGCCAUCCUGGGCGAGACCGGAUUCUCAAGUGGAAGACAUUACUGGGAGGUGUCUGUUGCUGGGAAGUCUUGUUUCCACCUUGGGAUGGCCAGUGAAUCUGCUCAAAGGAGGGGGUCGAUUACAUUCCGUCCAGCAAACGGCUAUUGGACUAUAGUUAAAAACAAACAGGGCCAGUACAGAGCUAUGGAUAAUAGAUCUGUUCUACUUCGAUUGCAGGCACAGAUUCUGACACUGGGUAUUCUGCUGGAUUAUAAAAAGGGACAGGUCUCUUUUUACAAUGCUGGUGCCAGGUCUCAUAUAUACUCAUUUCAAAGUCAAAGGUUUACUGACAAAAUCCAUCCAUUCAUCAAUUUCUGUGUAGAGGACACUGAAAGACGUACUCCGAUUGUUCUUUUAACCCCUGGAUCAACUGACUGGAUACAAUAUGCAGUGUAGUUCACAUAGGGGAGAGCGGGUAAUGUGGGACAUUUUUUACAUUUGCUCCCCUCUAGGCAAGCUAAAUUGAUAUAUCUGUAAAAUGUACACAUUUCCCAUUAAUUCAGGAUGUUUUCUAGAAAUGGAAAUGAUCAGAAUGUCUUCAGGACAAAGGGAAGUGAAAAUAUGAUUGUUUUAAAAAAAGUGGCUGUGCGUCCCACAUUACCCCAGCUAAGGGGGAAAAUGGUCCACUUACUUUUUCCACUUUAAAACUACCAUAACAACACCUGUUGUAAUAGUUAAAAUCGCGACAGCGAGAUUGACAACCACUAAUAUCGGACUAGUAACAGAAUCAUGGGGAUUGGUCAAUUAAGCACAUUUAUGAUUAUUAUGAUUCAUGUGAUCUCUUGCACACCCUAGCUUACCUGCACAUGUUUUCUCUGUCCAAUUGGCAGGGAAAGGUAUAUUGUUUUUCUCUGCGUAUUCAAAUGCCUGUUCACGUCACUUAACUGGAGCAAGGCCAUGGAACUGGUCAGCUAGUUGUUUCAAGUGUUUGGCAAGUGUUUUCUCUUUACCUCAGCUCCUGCACCCCAGGCUACUGAUUUUACUUUCCCUUUCUCUUUUUUCUUCAUGAAUCUUUUGAGGGUUGUCUUAUCAAUAUUUCUAUCCCUUCCAGCUUUUCUUCAGGACUUCUUUCCUUGCAUGACGUCAGCGGCUGCACUCUCCAUCUCUGCGAGGGGUGUUUGGCCCCAGGUUGUCUUCCUGGUGUAGUUCCUUGGCAUGAUGGCUUUUAUACAAUGUUUAUGACAUUAAAAAUAAAACAUAUAUCUGUAAUAUAACAUUAAAAUAUGUUUAAGACUAAACUUAACUUGCAGCAUUUGUCCCACUUUACUCCACAGCAACCGUUUUAGAAAAACAAAAUCUCUUAGCAAUUCAGGCUAAUCUUCAGCUAGCAUCAAUCACAUGAUUUUAUAUGUUGGAAGUUCACCAACAUGUAUGAUAUAAGUUUUCUCUACCUGAUUCAAUUUGUUGAUUAAGUUCAAAGCAAGAAAAUUUACUUUAACAUGCAUAAAACACAUUUUUGUGAAAAAAACUACUUUCCACAGCACCAGCACCAACUUCUACUUCAUGGCAAGGGGGGAAUGGGAGGGGUUUGAAAACAUAAUGGUCACAUGACCACAAAUGUGUUCCGUUGCCUAGAUACAGGGGAUAUGUCACAUUACCCGGUGUCCCACAUUACCCCGCUCUCCCCUAUUUAUAGAUGCUGUCGAAUAGUUCAGACAAUAAAACACUUCAAAUAUACAAGAUGCAGUUUAUUUGAUUCAUGUGUAAAAAAGAAAAUGUUCGGUCUCUUGUCCAAGUCCUUGUAGGGAUUUCAAUCAAUUGGUACAGGAAGAAAAGUGUACAAUUGUAAAUUUGAUGUUCUUACAUCCAGAUGUGGAUCUGCUUACUUCAAAUUACCACCAAUCGGUCAAUACAUGUCAGCACAUCACCUAUUACACAGAAAGUUCUGAAAUGAAUGAAAAAAUGUUGCUUUGCAAAUAAAAUAUUUGCUGACGAAAUG